Messenger RNA from Drosophila albomicans, 390 nucleotides. RefSeq lists its product as uncharacterized. Lineage: Eukaryota; Metazoa; Arthropoda; Insecta; Diptera; Drosophilidae. The coding region runs from base 67 to 303 and encodes 78 amino acids. The transcript is spliced from 2 exons. The record is from RefSeq and is a predicted model, not a curated record.
UCCAAACACAACAACUGAAUUGUGAGAACAUCUUCAAUUACAACACACUCCCAAUCCAUACUCAAAAUGAAAGUAUCUAUCGUGAUCGCCCUCAUUGCAUCCUUCGUCCUGGCAUUCGCAUCAGCUCGCCCUCAAUUUGAGCGUGGCUCCAUUUUCGCUCCCAGUGGACGCUUUGCCAUGACUCAGAACUGGGCCUCUCCUCCUGUGGAUCUGAGCAAAGGCGUGGUUUUCUUGCCAGAGGCAACGCCCAUCACCGAACCACCACAGGAGCCAAAACUCACGCCGACCAGCAAGACGACUUAAAAGAAAUGAUUUCAUAUUAGAAUAUACUGUAUUUAUUAAACAUUAUCUAUAACUCAAAGAGUAAAUAUAAAUUGUAGAUCUCAAACA